Rubroshorea leprosula is the source of this 1321-nucleotide messenger RNA. The record is from the annotation of a GenBank genome assembly. Lineage: Eukaryota; Viridiplantae; Streptophyta; Magnoliopsida; Malvales; Dipterocarpaceae.
AGAAUUCAGAAUAGAUAUAACCAAAUCCACUUAACAAGAAGCAGCAGUAAUGCUUCAUGUGAAGAAGGAAGCUAAGCUUGAGGAAUCAAAACCAGAAUCUGAGGAAUUAAAACUUGAAUCAGAUAAGGAAACAAUCAUCAAGAAAGAAAGGGAAACUAUCUCACCAAAAUCAAAGGCAAAGCACAUUGACGCAACGAGCAUAGGUUCUACCAUCGGAAGCCCGUUGUUAGCCCACUUGACAGGACUCAAAGUUGAUACCGGGCCUGCAAUUAAGGGGGCGUGUUUGUUAAGUGGGAAAAUCCCACAUCGAGUGUGGGUUAAAUACAAGGAGGGCUACUCCACCUAUUGCCAAUUGGUUUUAGGUGGUGAACUCUGCAAAUACCCAGACCAUGAUGAAUGGAUACAAAGUUUCUCUCAUCUACAACCCUCAAAACUAGAAGAGCAUGUGUCUAUGCCUUCUCAGCAUCAACACAUCACAAACAUUGACAUUGAUGGUCUUGAGGACGAACAAACCAAUGUUAAUGCUAAUGCAACAAAUAUUUUGAACGAGGUGUCUGUAGAAGAGAAAAUCGAGAGAGAUAAUACUCAAUUUGAGAUAGUGCAUAAGACUCUCACUAACAACACUGCUCAGACUAUUGAUACCCCAACUCUUAGUUCUCAAGAAGAGGCAGAACCUCACCAAACCAAUGAGGUGUUCAACUCGGAACAAUCAUUUUCCACUUCUCAACCACCUCAUGAAGGUGAAUUAAGACAAGAUGGCAUGGCUUCUAGCUCAAGUUGUGCAGGGAUCCCACCUCCGCCACACAAUGCUACAUCAACUUCCACUCAUCCUAUGAUAACAAGAUCUCGAGCAGGGAAGCAUACUGGUCAUAUCAAAACUGAUUUUUCAAAACAUGGUUACACCAUGACCAUUGAUAUUUCUUCUUUGUCUAAUGCAAAUUUAGACGCUAAAGAACCAAAAACUGUGAGACAGGCAUUACAACUUCCACAGUGGGUCAAGGCAAUGCAAGAAGAGCUUGAGGCACUUCAUAAGAAUAACACCUGGACACUAGUUCCUCCACCUUCAUCCAAGGCAAACAUUGUGGGCUCAAAAUGGAUUUUUAAGACAAAACUCAAGCCAAAUGGGACUGUGGACAGAUUUAAGGCACGUGUUGCAUGAAAAAAUUUGGAAAUUGAUUUUUGUUUUAAUGUUGAGUUUCAUAGUAUGUAUGGAUUGAACUCUGAAGAAUGUGAGGAUUGAUUGAACUCUGAAGAAUGUGAGGAUUGAUUGAACUGCAGGGGAAGAAUUUAGGCAAGCUAAAGCCGUAUUGUUUGUUAGUUU